Molecule: messenger RNA, 327 nt
Organism: Schistosoma rodhaini
Lineage: Eukaryota; Metazoa; Platyhelminthes; Trematoda; Strigeidida; Schistosomatidae
Source: the annotation of a GenBank genome assembly
AUGAAGGAUCAAUUUGCCCAUUACCAUAAACCUAACCUCAACCUCGUGUGUUUAGCUACUCCGAAAGUGAUUACUCAAAGACAUCUAUACAACAUUCAAAACGUUACAACCUAUUCUGCGAGAGAAACAUAUUCACCAUGUAUUACACGUAAAGAAAGUGUCAAUCAUUUUCUUUUAUUGGAUCAAUGUCACUAUGAGAAUAAAACACAUGUAGAAUUAUGUGGAUUAUCCAACUGUCUAAUUAAUCAUUUGUCAAUUUGCUGUUUAAAUUUUCACUAUUUAUUCGACGCAAACGAUGUCGUAAAUGGAUCAUAUACACUGAACUGA